CCCAAAACGCCCACAUUAGCACCUAAUGAGCGUGACCAUGGACCGUGACAAGGGCGAGGUCACCGUCUUCCUGCCUGAGCUUUACAUCUGCAUCCUGGAACAGACCAGACCAGAGGAGCAGUGCCAUCAAAACAUCAACUCAUGGGGCAGUCUUUGCAGAAACAUUCUCCACCCAAGCUGUUCCCUGGAGACAUUGUGGAGUAUCCCCGGAACAAAUACUUCUCCCACUUUGCGGUCUACUACGGCGAGCGGGAUGGUGUUCGCUAUGUGGCUCACCUGACAUCCAGAGAUUCUGACUCCAAGCUUGUGCUCUUUGGACGGGCCCUGAGGUCAGAAGUCAAAUUGGAUCCGAUGGAACUGCUGGGAAAGAAUUACAAGGUCAACAACAUGCUGGAUGAUUGCAUCCCGGCCAGAGAUUUCCACAAUGUUGUGAAACAAGCCAUUGACAACAUGAUGGGACAGGAAGUGACUUUUGACAUCUUGUUCCACAACAGCGAGCACCAAGCAACGUUCUUCAGAUAUGGAGUCAAGAAGUCAGAGCAGGUUAAAAGCUGCUGUACUUCCACCAUCUCGAUCAUAUGUGUUUCAUGGCAACAUAAGAGCAUGGAAUUAAAGUUGGAUUUGUAUCUGUUGCAGAUUGAGAGAAUCUAUGAGCACAUAAUGCCUGCUUGGAAGAAGCUCUUCGAGAAGAAGCAGCUGUAAAAGUGUCUUCUCUUGCCUUUAUAUAUACACAUAUAUAUAUAUAUAGAUUUAGCAGACUAUACAUAUAUAUACAUAUAAAGUCAAUAA
This is a messenger RNA of Doryrhamphus excisus (bluestripe pipefish), 789 nucleotides long. Lineage: Eukaryota; Metazoa; Chordata; Actinopteri; Syngnathiformes; Syngnathidae. The record is from RefSeq and is a predicted model, not a curated record.